AGUCAGCAAGAGACGCUGGGGAGAGAAUCCGGACUGCGAGCCCGGCGGCUGCCGCAGCGGAGGAGGGCGGCUCGGAGACGGUACUCCAACUGUUGAAUUGAAUUUUUCACCUUCCAUUUCCUCCGCGUCUUGGCUGGCGGAGAUGGAUUUAUUCGGUUUGAAACCUGCACGUCUUUCUCAGGCUUUGGGGUGAUCCUGACAGGCACCGCACUAGACUGAAAGAGACCACUCGUGACAGAAAAAAAAAAAAAAGGAGGAAUUAAAAAAACAAACCCUCCACAACAGACUGCACAAUUAGCUAUGCACACCGAUGCUGGACUUUGUGAACAGAGACCGUUGGGAGGAAAAUCUUGAACUAUGAUCCUGGGCUAAGCUGUGAAUCAUUACUGGAAACGUGCCCCCACCCCUAAGACUGAGAGAUUUGGGGGCAUCUCACGCCUAACCAAGUGGAAAGGUUUUUUAAAAACAAAUAAAUAUUCGUAAGCAAAGCAGACGCCUUGUUUUGCAGAGCCUCGGACUCCGGCCGAAAGAGGUAGAGUAAAAGUGUUCCUGGAUUCAGCUUUGCCUUUCUCCCCCCACGCUUUUUCUCGUUUUCUUCCCCCACCCCCCGACGUGAAUCCGGCUUUUUUGUUGUUGUUGUUUGUUUGUUUUUUUGUUUUUGUUUUUCCUAUUGAGUGAGUCAGAGAAAGCCUUAAGAAGAAGCCUCAACUAAGGACUGCGAAGGGAGGACCAUGAGGGGAGAGUGAAUACGAUUCGUUCCGCUGCUUCUGACUCAUCCCGCAGAUGAGAACACCUGCAUUUCUGGAUGUGUCAUUCCCGUAUACCGAGGCGCUGGGAGAAGCGGAAAUAAUGUGUAGAUCAACCCGUGCCUAACCUCCCCUCGGAGGUGGAGGAGGUAGUUUUCCCGGGUGGGCGCCCUGGCAGAACCGCGGUGGCUGCAGCUCCUCACCCUCUCUGCCUUUCCCAAGUCGAUCAGAGAACGUGUGUGAGCCAGACUGCAGAAUGCAUCACGCCAAGCCUUGAUGUAUUCCGUUGACCCUACUCCUCCAAUUUAAAAUAAUAAUAAUAAUAAUAAUAAUAAUAAUAAUAAUAAUAAUGGGAAAAAAGCCUACACUGUAUUCUCUUCAAAUAUUCACCACUCUUGUUCCUCGCCAAGGUUUUCCUUUCUAGAUGAAAAGGAGGCUGGGCCACUGGAAGGAGGUGCUGAAUAGAAAGAAAAGAGAGCCACUUGACAGCCCAGCCCUGUGAAUGCAGAGACUGUUUCCCUUCUAGUGAGAGACAGGGCAGAGUGUGUGUGUGUGUGUGUGUGUGUGUGUGUGUGUGUGUGUGUGCUAGGACUGGGAGGGUAGCUCCCUCCUCCUUUCUAGUCUGCCCUCCCCCCCCCUCCCCCCCCCCCCCCAAAUCUGCACGUCUAACCAUGAGUUGCCUGUUGAUUUCCUUUCGCCUGGCAAGAAAAGCAAACUGGAAUUAAACUGCAGGGAGACAAGUCUUUGCUUGCUGGAAGAGGAUGGGAUGGUAGUGGCGGCUCCCGGAUUGGCAUAGAGACACACCAGAGUGUUCUACGAACAGAGGCGGAGAUAUAUCUCUAUAUUUUCUCCUCCCAAUAGGCUCUCGGCGCAAAUGCUGAUCAGGCUGUGGCUUUUUUGAUUUUGGGGGAGAACCCUCUCCGAGGAAGAGAGGGAGGAGCUUGGUAGGGGGAGGAAACUACAAAUCGGGACACUUUUUUUUUUCUUCUGCAUUUCCUCCCCUCCCUCUGGCUGCUCGGAAAGAAGAGAGAAAAAGAAGAGGGAGAGAGAGAAAGAAAAAAAAAAAAAAGACUUGGCUCGGAGAUGCAGUCCGCUGCCGCCGCCGCCUAAGCCAGCAAGGCAAGAUUAGAUCUUUAAAUGCAGCAAUACACUGCCUGAAAGCCGAGCAUCCUGCAUAGCGAGCAGACAUUUCGCCGUGUGCCAGGGCAGCCUCAAAUAUACAUAUGUAUCUGUGACUCUUUCUUCGUCCCUACUCAUUCCCAUCAAUCGCAUCACCGAAUACGAGUAACUAAAGGAUUCCACUUUCUGAUCUGCCUGGAGACACACCUCCCGAAGCCCUCCCCCACCGGAUUUGAAGAGUAUUCUGUAGGCUGCCAGAGGGAGUGGAUUUUGCAGCGCCUAGCGGGAGUGAGGAAAACCCAGCAAUUCUUCAGCUCAUUAUCAUCUCUUCCAGACUCCGAUUUCCUUUUUAUCGCCAGCCUCAUCACGCAAGUUUGAACCUCCCUAAGUCCAGGCGGGAGAGACAAAGCCUUUAGCUUGCCUUCAGCCGCAGGGAGUCGCCGCCUGGCUCCGAGCUGCUGCAGCUUCGCUGCGCGGCUGCAUCUCUCCCAGUGCGAAUGCUGUAGAUCAACAGGUUCGGGCAACUUGAGCGGAAUAAGGAGAGACUGCCUGGUGCCGCAGCCCGGGUGCGGAGGGAAGGAAAGACUCGCAGACUUGUGGCUCGCUCCGAGCUCGUACGCUCCGCCCCGGUUCCAGACUGGCGCGCACCCACCAGCUAGCACCUCCAGUCCGGCUGCUCCUGUUCCCACCCCACCGGUCUGGGAUGUACCUUUCCAUCUGUUGCUGCUUCCUUUUGUGGGCCCCUGCCCUGACACUCAAAAACCUCAAUUACUCAGUGCCAGAGGAGCAAGGGGCCGGCACGGUGAUUGGCAACAUCGGCAAGGAUGCCCGACUGCAGCCCGGGCUUCCGCCGCCUGAGCGCGGCAGCGGCAGCGGGAGGAGCAAGUCUGGCAGCUACCGGGUGCUGGAGAACUCCGCACCGCAUCUGCUGGACGUGGACGCCGACAGUGGGCUCCUCUACACCAAACAGCGCAUCGACCGUGAGUCCUUAUGCCGCCACAAUGCCAAGUGCCAGCUCUCCCUAGAGGUGUUCGCUAACGACAAGGAGAUUUGCAUGAUCAAGGUAGAGAUCCAGGACAUCAACGACAACGCUCCCUCUUUCCCCUCGGAUCAGAUAGAAAUGGACAUCUCAGAGAACGCAGCACCCGGCACCCGCUUCCCCCUCACGAGCGCACACGACCCAGACGCUGGCGAGAACGGGCUCCGCACCUAUCUGCUCACCCGCGAUGAUCAUGGCCUCUUUGCCCUGGACGUCAAGUCCCGCGGCGACGGCACCAAGUUCCCAGAGCUGGUCAUCCAAAAGGCACUGGACCGCGAGCUGCAGAACCACCACACUCUGGUGCUGACCGCCCUAGAUGGCGGGGAGCCUCCACGCUCCGCCACAGUACAGAUCAAUGUGAAGGUGAUCGAUUCCAAUGACAACAGUCCAGUCUUCGAGGCUCCAUCAUACUUGGUUGAACUGCCCGAGAACGCUCCACUAGGUACCGUGGUCAUUGAUUUGAACGCCACUGAUGCUGAUGAAGGUCCCAACGGAGAAGUCCUCUACUCCUUCAGCAGCUAUGUGCCCGACCGCGUGCGGGAGCUCUUCUCCAUCGAUCCUAAAACUGGCCUGAUCCGCGUUAAGGGCAACCUGGACUAUGAAGAGAACGGCAUGUUGGAGAUCGACGUGCAGGCCAGAGACCUAGGACCUAACCCAAUCCCAGCCCACUGCAAGGUCACAGUCAAGCUUAUCGACCGCAACGAUAACGCGCCGUCCAUUGGUUUCGUCUCCGUGCGCCAGGGGGCGCUGAGUGAGGCCGCCCCGCCUGGCACAGUCAUCGCCCUAGUUCGGGUCACUGACCGGGACUCAGGCAAGAAUGGGCAGCUUCAGUGUCGGGUUCUAGGUGGAGGAGGGACUGGAGGUGGCCUGGGGGGUCCCGGUUCCGUCCCCUUCAAGCUUGAAGAGAACUAUGACAACUUCUACACCGUGGUGACUGACCGUCCACUGGACCGGGAGACACAAGAUGAGUACAAUGUGACCAUUGUGGCCCGGGACGGGGGCUCCCCUCCACUUAACUCCACCAAGUCCUUCGCUGUCAAGAUUCUGGAUGAGAAUGACAAUCCGCCUCGGUUCACCAAAGGACUUUACGUGCUCCAAGUACAUGAGAACAACAUUCCAGGAGAAUACCUCGGGUCAGUGCUAGCCCAGGAUCCCGACCUGGGCCAAAAUGGGACAGUGUCAUAUUCCAUUCUUCCUUCACACAUCGGUGACGUGUCUAUUUACACCUAUGUGUCCGUGAACCCCACUAACGGGGCCAUAUAUGCCCUACGCUCCUUUAACUAUGAACAAACGAAGGCUUUUGAAUUCAAAGUACUGGCUAAGGACUCAGGGGCACCAGCGCACUUGGAGAGCAACGCCACGGUGAGGGUGACGGUGUUAGACGUGAACGACAACGCUCCAGUGAUUGUGCUUCCCACUCUACAGAAUGACACAGCUGAGCUGCAGGUCCCGCGCAAUGCUGGCCUGGGGUACCUGGUAAGCACCGUGCGCGCCCUGGACAGCGACUUUGGAGAGAGCGGGCGCCUCACCUAUGAGAUCGUGGAUGGCAACGAUGACCACCUGUUUGAGAUUGAUCCGUCCAGCGGCGAGAUCCGCACGCUGCACCCCUUCUGGGAGGAUGUGACCCCAGUGGUGGAGCUUGUGGUGAAGGUGACCGAUCAUGGCAAGCCCACCCUUUCCGCUGUGGCCAAACUUAUCAUCCGCUCAGUGAGCGGCUCCCUGCCUGAAGGGGUACCGCGAGUGAACGGGGAGCAGCACCACUGGGACAUGUCCCUGCCUCUCAUAGUGACACUGAGCACGAUUUCUAUCAUCCUCCUAGCGGCCAUGAUCACCAUCGCUGUCAAGUGUAAACGGGAAAACAAGGAGAUUCGCACUUACAACUGCCGCAUCGCCGAGUACAGCCACCCUCAGCUAGGCGGGGGGAAGGGCAAGAAGAAGAAAAUCAACAAAAACGAUAUCAUGCUGGUGCAGAGCGAGGUGGAGGAGAGGAACGCCAUGAACGUCAUGAACGUGGUGAGCAGUCCCUCCCUGGCCACCUCCCCUAUGUACUUCGACUACCAAACCCGCCUGCCCCUCAGCUCGCCCCGGUCAGAGGUGAUGUAUCUUAAGCCAGCCUCCAACAACCUGACUGUCCCACAGGGGCACGCAGGCUGCCACACCAGCUUCACCGGACAAGGGACUAAUUCGAGCGAGACCCCUGCCACUCGGAUGUCCAUAAUUCAGACAGACAAUUUUCCCGCAGAGCCCAAUUACAUGGGCAGCAGGCAGCAGUUUGUUCAAAGUAGCUCCACGUUUAAGGACCCAGAAAGAGCCAGCCUGAGAGACAGUGGGCACGGGGACAGCGAUCAGGCGGACAGUGACCAAGACACUAACAAAGGCUCCUGCUGUGACAUGUCGGUUAGGGAGGCACUCAAGAUGAAAACUACUUCAACUAAAAGUCAGCCACUCGAACAAGCAUUCCCGACUUUGCUUUCCUUUGCUAUCCUCACCCUACACACCAUCACUACUAGACUUCAGUCUGUUGAUCCGCUUCCUCCAGAACCAGAAGAGUGCAUUAAUUGCACAGAUGAAUGCCGAGUGCUUGGUCAUUCUGAUAGGUGUUGGAUGCCACAGUUCCCUGCAGCCAAUCAGGCUGAAAAUGCAGAUUACCGCACAAAUCUCUUUGUACCCACAGUUGAAGCUAAUGUUGAGACUGAGACUUACGAAACUGUGAAUCCCACUGGGAAAAAGACUUUUUGUACAUUUGGAAAAGACAAGCGAGAGCACACGAUUCUCAUUGCCAAUGUGAAACCUUAUUUAAAAGCCAAACGUGCCCUGAGCCCUCUCCUCCAAGAGGUCCCCUCAGCAUCUAGCAGCCCAACCAAGGCAUGCAUUGAGCCUUGCGCCUCAACAAAAGGCUCCCUGGAUGGCUGUGAAGCAAAACCCGGGCCCUUAGCAGAAGCAAGCAGCUCCUACCUGCCCACUGACAGUCAGUACCCUUCACCCAGUAAGCAGCCAAGAGACCCUUCCUUCAUGGCUUCUGAUCAGAUGGCAAGGGUCUUCGCGGAUGUGCAUUCCAGAGCCAGUAGGGAUUCCAGCGAGAUGGGAGCUGUGUUGGAGCAGCUGGAGCAACCCACCAGAGAUCUGGGCCGAGAAUCGGUGGAUGCCGAAGAAGUUGUGAGAGAGAUUGAUAAGCUCUUGCAGGACUGCCGGGGAAAUGACCCUGUGGCUGUGAGAAAGUGAGGGGGAAAAGGCAUUGGUGUUUUCUUGUCUCUUCUGUUGAUUUGAAAAUGAUCACUUCCGGUGAAAACCCACUUUACAGGGAUGGCAAAGGACCAGUGCUGCUUUAAGGCUUUUAGUGAACAUCUGAAGUGCCCACAAGUAUGUUCUUUUCACUGCUGUUUCUUUUACAGAAAUAACAAUGGUUUUGACCAAACUUAUAUUAGGACAGAAUUAAUGAUGCUUAAAGAGAAAGGAGAAAAGAGAGAGAGAAGAAAUUGGAAAGACACAAAAAGGAGGAUGAGACAAGUUACCUUUUGACAAUCUGUUAGGAAGGUAUGCAGUGUGAGACUUAACGUAUUUCUGAUCACUCUAAGACUGUCCUCCCACGAGAUUGAUGCUGACUUAACUGUUUACCUAUAAACCCAUACAAAGCAGGGUCAUAUUUGUUAUCUGUGGUGGACUACUAGCUGACAUCACAGGCUUCUACUGAAAGUCCCGAAAAGACCUUGCAGUAGUCCAAGCUACACCAAACAUUAACACAUAUUUGUGGUAAACAUUUCUGUAUAAAGUACCUGCCAAGCAUAGAAACACAAAGACCAUUCCAUACCAUUAGUCAGAAAGCAAAAGAAAAAAAAUAUGUAAUAAUAACAAAACAGAAAAAAAAAGAUAAAACUACAAAAACCCUUGGUCAUUUGUAAGACACCUCAUGUCAUAUAAAAGUUCAAUGUAAAAAGAUAUAGUCUGUGUUGUCCUGAACACAUGUAGACCUAUUCACUUCAUUAAAGAAGAAAAUUUUGAAAAUUUAAAAAUGUCUAUUUAGCAUUUUAGUGUCCAACAAAGAUAUAAGUAAUGGUGAGUUUAUUUUACAUUUGAACAGUUCUGAAUUAUGGGUUAUCACUGAGUAGUAAUACUGAGAGAAAAUUAACAUAACUAAAAUGUUUUACUCAGUUUUUGGACACUAAAAUAGCUCAGGAACGUGAAAAAAAAAAGACUUAGACAUAACAAAUCACAUGACCAUUUAAAUGUGCAGAUGUAAGAAGAUUCAAUGUGUUUACAUCAAAUGACAUAUUUUUAUUGAUUUAUUGCAGAUUCCGUGCAUAUGAGCCAAAUUGUUGAGUGUAUAAGAGCUAUAUUGUGUAUUUUAUUAAAUUAAUAUAUAGUUGUGUUGCAAAACUCUUUGGGCUUAUAUUGUAAAUGGCGAGUGUUGCCUCGGUAGCUGUCGAACUCUAUGAGUUUUGUUUUUCCUGCUUCCUUUUCCCCAUGGAGCGUGGGGAGCAGGGCCUCAGAGCAAAGUCUCUCAUUUAAUGUAUAGUCUACCAAGUAUACAGUACACAAUUCUGUUCCAAGUGUGCUUGAGUGAGCCGAUGAAGCUAACUGAAAGAUCAGAAAAAUACAUCUGUCAGUCAUAGUUCUGUGCAAGUCCUUGUAGAAAGCUUUGAUUAAAGUCAUGCUAAAUCACAAGAAGGUUCCCCCUUGCUCUCCAUACCGUGAAGCUUCUGCCUAUGUAGAUAUCAUAACAUUGGUUGGCUCUCAAAGUAUCUUCAGUGGUUCUGGUGUGUGUACACAUCAUAUUCGUAAGUGUACGAAAUGUUCUAAUGCAUGUGUAGUGCCAGUGCUGGUUACAUGCAUUGUGUGCUGUGUCACAAGAGGUUUGGGUCUUAAACAAAAUGUGUUUUUUAACUUUAUCUCUGUGCUCUUCUGCCUGUUUUUAUUUGUGUUCUUUGAGAAUAAUACCUAUUAUUCCACCAUUGGUUUCACCUUUUCCUGUGGCAUUUAGCAAGUUUCCAACCUACUUCCUUACGAGGCUAAGAAAACUCUAAUUUCAGGAAUUGGGAAAAAUAAAAUUAGCACUCACAGAAGUAGUAGCAGAUGGGGAAAUGCCUUGAUUGACAUUUCCCUUCAGCAUUUAAUUUUUUUUUCGGCAUUUAACAGCUUCAUGGCAAACAGUUUGAGCCCAUACCUUGGAAAAUGUGGUGCUGAGUUAAAUAAAGGCUGUUUAUGCUCUGGAGCAGGAAAAAAAUUUAUUAUUUGCAAACUGGGAGGGAUUUCUGUGCCUUCUUUUCUGGCCACCAAGCCAGUAUAGAAACAGUAUAUAUGUCAAAAAUAAUAAUAACCUUAUACUAAAAACAAACAGAAAAGCAAAACAAACUUUGAACUAAAUUAAAUUCUUUAAUUAAUAAUAAUAAAAAAUCUGCUGGAAAUCUUUCCAUCAUUUCAGGAAAGUUUUAGAUUGUACGUUUUAGAUUGGAUGAUCCCCCUCUGCCUUAUUCUCUUGAGAACUGCAUUGGGGUCUUGGUAAGAGCCUCUCUACAUCUCUACUCCUGCCUUUUGUUAUCCAUCCAUGUUUAAAUUAGAAAAGAGGGGAUCUUUUACAUGUGAAAUCCAACUGACCCUAUAUUUUGGACCAUUCAUGUCUGUACAAUGUGUGUCUCUGUUCUAUGAUGUUACUUUUACCAGGAGACUACAAAUUGAUUUAGCUGGAUAGUUAGUUGAAAGUUGCUGAAAAUCUGUUUCUGUAGUCAUCUUGAGCUUUGCCUCUCUCUCACUAUUCAGAUAACCACUUUAGUGACAUCUCAAGCAGUGUGCAAGGAAACGCAACGCAAACAAUAGGUUUAUUUUUCGAAACUUCUUAGUUCCAAGUAACCAGCUGUUCAAUGUAUUGUUAAGUGUCAGAAACAUUGAAACGCCAUACAAGUCUCAGAAUUGGUUGUGCCAACACGUGAUGGAUUGAGUCUAAGCUGUCACCAGUGGUCUGCUAGUAUUAGCUGUUUAAUACAUUAUCUGUACUUAAUAGUGAUUAUUUAUUUACAAGUUGGUGGUAGUUCAAGUCAGGACUCUGAGCUUUUAUAGUUGAGGGAAUCUUGUUUUUAUUCAUCUCCCUGGGACCUGCCUUUAACUCAGAACACUGGUGCUUGGCUUCCAAGGAAGCCUUUGUGAUGCCAAAAUCAUACCUUUGUGGAAACAAUGGCUGUAAUGGAUGGUACAUAAUUGGGGGGAGUUGAGGGGGUUUCUGGGAUUUAGAAUGCUUUACACACACACACACACACACACACACACUGAAAAAAAAAGGUAUUUAAGCAGAGGAAAACUGUCCAUUUAGGGAAAUUUUAGUAAAAGACACAAAAUGAAAAAAGAAAUGCAUAGUGGUGAACUAAAGACAAAACAUCAGUAAUGAAAUCUUUUCCCCAUUUGUUAAUGAGGAAUAUGCUUUCAUUAAAAUUCAACAUAGUACGAAUCACUGUUAUGCUAUAUCAAAGUAAACACUGAAGAGACAUCUAUAUUCUCAAAGAAGAUUGUCACGUUGUUUCUUUACUAGACAAACUUAUCCUUAUGGCAAACAACACAAAAAACUAGACCUUGUUCCAUUGAUUCACUGAAUUACCGGGAGAGAAAUUGAUUGUUGCUUUCCCGAAAUUACCUAGGCUCUUGUAAAACAUGACUUUCCUUUUAAGGAUGUAGGCACUGCUCAAAUUAAAAAAAAAAAAGGCACCAUAAAAAAUAGUCAUGUAGUAAUGAGCAGUAUGCUUUAUGAGAAUCAGGUUAAAAGGUGUUUGUUGACUAAUGGAGUGGAAUCUGCUGGGGUCAUCAAAUAGACUAAGGCCUGGCAUACUAUAUGCCUACUCAUUAUUGUCUAAUUAUAUUCUUUUGACAAGAGGCAGCAUUUACCAGAGCAUUAAUUCCAUCGGAGUUUUGGCUAUCAAGAUGUGUUGAUUUGAAACAUAAUUGAAUGAGACCUGAUUAAGGUCCCACUCUCCUGGCCCCAGUGUUUUUGCAGGUUAGCUAUGUGCAUUUAUCAGUCCCAUCGUUUCAUAAGGUUCUUCGCUGUACCAAGUGAUUGGUGAACAACGACGACGACAACAACAACAAAAGCAGCAUACAUUGUAUGGAUUUAUCUCAACGCUAUUGUUUAAUGGCUGUGUUUCAUGUGACCUGUCUGGAAAAUGAGGACUCUGAAUAAAAGCUAUUACUAA
Messenger RNA from Mus caroli (Ryukyu mouse), 10076 nucleotides. NCBI's taxonomy places the organism in Eukaryota, Metazoa, Chordata, Mammalia, Rodentia, Muridae. The record is from RefSeq and is a predicted model, not a curated record.